AUGUCUGCUCUCGUUGAUGACAACAGGUCAAACGACAUGUGUCCGAUCUGCAAGACGGAUCGGUACUUGUCGCCCAACAUGACUUUUCUAAUAAACCCUGAAUGCUACCAUAAAAUCUGUGAAUCAUGCGUUGACCGUAUAUUCUCCCUUGGACCGGCCCAGUGCCCGUACCCGAAAUGCAACAAGAUGCUAAGAAAGAAUAGAUUCAAGAAGCAGGUCUUUGACGAUAUUAAGAUCGAGAGAGAAGUGGACAUGCGGAAACGGAUCCACUCAAUCUAUAACAAGUCAGAGGAGGACUUCCCAGACUUAAAAGAAUACAAUGCAUAUCUUGAGUACAUCGAGAAUCUCAUAUUCAACCUAUCUAAUGGUAUUGACGUGGAGAAGACUGAGGAGGAGGUCAACAAAUAUGAAGCUGACCAUAAGAUCGAAAUUCUUGAAAGAGCAAUGAGGGAGAGUGAAAAAGAUGCCGAUAUCACGAAAUACCAGGAGGCUACCGAACGUCUCAAGCAAGAGAAGCUCAAGAUCCAGAGACAGAUGGAGUUGGAAGAUAUGGAGUUCCAGCAGAAUCAAAAACAAGAACUUAUGGAGAGGUUAUCUUCGUCCGAUGCUAAUGCCGAGGAGAUUAUGAAGGAGCAAAGAAGCCAGCAAGCCAAGAGAACGAACCAAAGGAAGAGACAACUACAGCAAAUUUCAAACCAGUUGGAGCAACAGUUUGCUUCAGCCAACGGCUCAUCCAAAAAUGGCAAGGAUACGGCAGGCAACAAGACGCCAUUUACACCUUUCCAGGGCGACAGAGACCUUCAAAAGCAUUAUUCUUUCUUGGGCGCUUCCGCAGAAGCAUCGAAGGACUCGCAUGACGCUUACUAUGAUCCAUUCGUCAAUAAGCUUUCAAAGAACAAAGAGUAUUUGGGUGGAGGCUGGCGUCCAGAACAGGUGUUGGAGAGAGCGUUGGACGAGGCGUUCAUGGGAUUGCAUUGUUAUGUGGAAAAGGAAAAGCAGCACGAAGUGUCUACAGCUUAA
Messenger RNA from Candidozyma haemuli, 1020 nucleotides. RefSeq names its product TFIIH/NER complex subunit (gene TFB3). Bases 1 to 1020 code for a protein of 339 amino acids. Gene Ontology annotation, molecular function: cyclin-dependent protein serine/threonine kinase activator activity. The record is from RefSeq and is a predicted model, not a curated record. The transcript has a single exon. Gene Ontology annotation, cellular component: transcription factor TFIIH holo complex. Gene Ontology annotation, biological process: regulation of transcription by RNA polymerase II; positive regulation of cyclin-dependent protein serine/threonine kinase activity; nucleotide-excision repair. NCBI's taxonomy places the organism in Eukaryota, Fungi, Ascomycota, Pichiomycetes, Serinales, Metschnikowiaceae.